Messenger RNA from Spodoptera litura, 4774 nucleotides. RefSeq lists its product as uncharacterized. Lineage: Eukaryota; Metazoa; Arthropoda; Insecta; Lepidoptera; Noctuidae. The record is from RefSeq and is a predicted model, not a curated record. Gene Ontology annotation, cellular component: nucleus. Gene Ontology annotation, biological process: regulation of gene expression. Gene Ontology annotation, molecular function: zinc ion binding.
UAAUUUUUACUCUUUGGAUACCUUAUUGUGGUCUUUGAUUACUAACUGUCAAAACAAUGUAUCUAAAUAGUGUUUUUAUUAAUUUUUCCAGGUUUUACUGGUUGGAUAAUAAUGUGCGUCUAUUGAAAUGGAUACGUGGUCCGAUCUUUGCCGCUGUUGUUUGUCUGCCAAUUCCGAAGUGUCACUCUUGGAUUCGGAACAGAAUGUAACUGAGAAGUUUCUUGAAGUAACUACGAUUGAGGUGAAAGAAGAUGAUGGUUUACCGCAGAAGCUGUGUGCUGAUUGUUUCUCUAUAAUGAACACUGCAUAUAAUUUUCGAAAGCAGUGUGUCAAAAUGGACAGUGAGUUACGAAUGCAGCUCAAUGCUGUACUAGAAAAGUAUCAAGAAGCAGAGGAUGACUUUGAUAAUGAUCCUAUCAAACAACUUGAAGCUCUUAUAAAGCAGGAACCGACCGACAGUGACGAUGAUUGCUGCUAUGUUUUGGUUAUUGAUGACAAAGACAAGGAACAUCAAAUAGAAACAUCAAACGUUAAGUUAGAAACAAUAGAGGAUGUACCAAUGGAAGAAGAAACUAAUGACUCCUACUCAAAUCAACAGAGCCAAAGCUCACAAAGUCAGUUUGAAGACUCCAUUGAAUCAUUCCUCAUGUCCAACACCAAAGUAUCUGCUAAUGUACCAGCUACUAUCCUCGAGAACGAGGAGGAGAGCCAAGAAAAUGAAGACUUGGAAGGAGCCAUGAACAUUGAUGAAAGUCAAAACAGCAUGGACAUGGUUCAACAACAUAUUCUAGAAGAAGGUGAAGAAUCACAAGAUCAUGAAAUCAUUGAAACUGUCUCCACUGAUGUUAUCAAAGAACUGCCAAAUUCCAAAAACUUCAUUAAAAUUUUGACUACAACAGAUUCUGAUGGCAAUAUCCUUUUGAAGGGUAAUGACAGGAUCCAGUACUUAACUGAUUCCCAGUUAGUCACCAAUGAAGAUGAAGAUGGUGAUGCAUUAUCACAAGAAGUGAUAUUCUGUGAAGGUGAUGACUCCUCUCAGUUCCAAAUCUUGAAGUAUGAUGGCUCAGAACUGGUCAUAGAGUAUGCAGGUGACAGUCAAAUAGCUACAGUACUGCAACAAGAAGAUGGGACAUUCUUGUGUGAUUGUGGAGAGCAGUUUGAUGACUUGACUGAGUAUGAGAAGCAUCAGUUCAAGCACAACCCUGCAGGCGAGCAUUUAUGUAAUCUGUGUGGUAAAGGUUUUGAGUCAGCAGAAAUACUCACGGGACACAUGUUACUCCAUGGCAGUAGUGGGCUCCUGAUCACAUGCCCUUUCUGUAACCAACUAAUUAGACGCAAUGCAUUGACUCAGCACAUCAAGUAUGGUCACAACAACAUUAAACCUCGUUGUAAUGUUUGUUUAAAGACAUUUGCCAAUCCCAAUAACUUGAAACGUCACAUGAUGAUACACAGUGGCAUCAGGGAAUUUGAGUGUGACAUCUGUUUCAAGAGGUUCCACCAAAAGAUUACAAUGCAAACUCAUAGACUGACUCACUUGAAUCCGUUUGCUUGCAAUCAUUGUGACAAAACAUUUGAUAACAGAACAGCAUUGGCCAAUCACAAAGAGUCUGAUGAUUGCACCAAGUCUAAAGUGAUAAAGGUGAAAGAAGAAUUAAUGAAGACUGUGAAACAAGAAAUUACUACAAAUCUUGGUAAGUUACUGGGGUAUGCUUGUUCGUUGUGCAAGAAAAUGUUUUCAGUUGAAUCUGCUUUGGAGCAGCAUAUAGAAAGCACACAUAUUGUUGAUCCAACAGAACUGUUAUGUUCUGAAUGUGGUGAGGUGCUACCCUCUAAGAAAGACAUGCAAGCUCAUAUAUUGACGCACAAGAACUUGAAGGUUAAGAAUGCAAAGAGGUUUGAGUGCAGAAUUUGUGGGAAAGGAUGUUCGAGCCAGGCAAUGUUGCUGAUGCAUGAGCGAGUACAUACUAAUGAGAGACCGUUCCCUUGCCAACUGUGUUCUUUACGUUUCAAGACAAAAACACAUUUAAGGACUCAUCAGCUAACCCAUACGCGGGAAAAGAAGUUUGGAUGUUCGGUUUGUAUGAAGUUCUUUGCUCUCAAAGGUAAUUUGGUUGUUCAUCUUAGAACACAUACUGGAGAGCGUCCUUAUGUAUGCUCUAUAUGUGAAGAAGCGUUCAUUGACUCUAAAUAUUUGAAAAAACACAAACUAAAGAAACAUGCAAUUGAUAAUGUGCCGUGGAAUCAGUACUAGUAAAACAGUGCAUUUAUAUUGUAGUGUAUAUGUAGAAUUUUCUACUGUGAAAAUAGUCCUUAUUCUCAAAGUUAGUUAAAAUUGCAGAGAAAGAUUUUUUGUUUUGUUUGUGUUUUUCACUUAUGUUUGUGUACUAAGAAUUAAGCUUGUAAGUCAACCAAGCUGGUUAUGUGUUAUUGUCAUACUUAUUUUGUUAAAUCACAAUUUUUGAAAAGCGUAAUACCAAAAAUGUUGAUGUAUAAAGCUGAUAACUGAAUGUUGUCAGUUCACUAAACAUUAAAUAUGAUUUUAGUCCUAACAAUAAUCCAGUCAUGUCACCUUAUUUUAAACACUACUAAAUGCAAAGUGUUGCGCUCUCUACGUACAAAAAAAAAGCGCAGUUGUUCCAAGACAUGAAAAAUAUGUAAAUAAAAACAUAUUCGUAUAGCAAUAUGGUAUAGUCUGUUCAUAGAUAAAUAAUUAGAAUAACAAUGCUCAUGUAAAUAAAACGUUAUGUAUUGUAUGGAUAAAGUUGAAAGUUGUAUGAAAAAAUCUAAUACAGUGAUGUUACAAAAACUAUAAAUAAUAAUAUACAAAUUAUUACUCCUUUUUGGGACAGUUUGUCAAAGAAGCGGCCUUUAUAAGAUACUUAGGUAUAGUAAUUUGCCCUGUGUUCAAUAUGCUCCAAACAAGGUUUUAAGCAAUUACAAAUCUCUAAAAUAAGAAAAGAGAAAUGGUAGAAAAUAACUUUCAAUAUGUAAUUGUUGAAUUUCUAUUCAAAUUUGAUUGAUAAUAAAUGCUUUAAAUAUAGGUAUGUAUAUUGAUAAAGAAUGCAAGUUAUGCCAAUCAAGUCUAAUGUCAAACAUUAGAUACCCAUUUUGUGUAAAUAAUAGCAUAUUUUUUCAACAAAUGCAAAGUUCGAAUUCUGUUUUUUUUUUAGUUUUUAUCACAUGAACUUGUAAGUGUACCUAAUUAUUUGAUUUGUAAAUAUAGUUUUUGCGUAUAUAUGAAAGUUUUAGUUUUUAGAGUAGCGGUUGCAUUUUCUAUGUGUUAUUUUAAACAAGUUUUCGUAAUAAAUUCAUUUUAAUUCACAUUAUAAUACUCGACAUGUAACUUUGCAAGAUUUUGUCACGGUGUGAGUGUGUAUUGUGUAUUUUUUAUUAUUUCUCACUUGUCAUUUUAUACACAAACUCUUUCUUAUUCUUGUGUUAACUUCUUCCUAGACAUGAUUAAAACUAAUUGAAGGCAAUAACCAUACAAUACCAUCACAAACUUAAUAGCCAUCAGUUUUUAUUAUUGUAAGUAUUAAAAUAGGUGUGCAUGGUAUCUUUUGAAUAUCUUCUUUGUAGACACAACACGCCUCUGGCAGUAUAAUCGACAAUAUAUUGGAGACUCGGUUGCCAUACAAGAGAGAAUGAACAUACAGUGGUUCGUGUCGGGUAUUAUAAUACUGGUGGUUCUGGCACCGACUGCGGUGCUACACAAAAAAUGAUUUAAGUAUUUUAUUACCACAUAAAUUGUGAAUUUUCUUCAUUCCAUCAAUAUUCUAAUCACAAUAUCAAAGAUGUGUUGACCAAUGUGUAUGUAUGUUUUAUGCUAGUUUUAAUUGUUUAUUUAUACUACCUAAGGGCAGAUUUUUCAAUCAACAGAUAAUUCUUAACUGUAGGAUAAAAUUGUCAUUUGUAGCUUUUAGUAAGGAAGAAUUGUCGAAUAUUCAAAAUUAUUUCUUCGGUUUAAUUUAUCUAGUGUUCGAAAAAUCGGCCUUAAGUUAUAUCAAUGUACUGAGGCAGUCACAAUGAGAGCUACCGUUUUUCCCUCACCAGUUAACGCCAAUGUUGAAUGAUAUCCUAUUCUGUGUCCAAUCACUAACCUCAAGCUUCAUUAGUAUCAACUGGUGAACCAAAAAACAGUAGCUCUCAUUAAUAGUUAAUGAUGUAACCGCUUUAUCUUCAUCUCUAUUUCACCACCUAUGAAGUAAACUCCUAUAAAAACCAUCGAAAAUUGUCAGAUCUCACAAAUCUUUUAAUUUCAUUAUGGUGCUCCCACACUGCUGUAAAAACAAUGUUAGGUAACAAGAUUUCAAUUUUUUUCAAAUAGAAUCGAGUACUGUCAUCAUAUUUUAGUCACAAUGUAUGAAGCUCAAGAGUUGGUUUGAACGCGCUACUGGUACGAAUUGAAAAAAUAUUUUUCGAGGAAACCUAAUUGUUAUAAAACAUCACGCUACGAUAGUCUAGCAGCGGGUGAACCAUGAGGGGAAUAGUAAUUUUCUGUAAAAUACUCAAAAAAAUAAUGAAAAUUUUUAAUGUUUUAAAACAUUCUUAACAGCAAUGUGGGAGCUAUUUACGACUGAAAAUUACACUUAGGUGGUGAAAUAUUAUAUUAAAUUAAUCACAAAAGUUGUGUUUUAUAAUUAAGUUAACGUAAAACAUUUUCAGCUGAUUUUAUGGUGUGUCAAAUUUAACUACCAUGGGUAGUCUACCAAUCUGGUUUUUUUUGUUUUUGAAGCAACUUGAACAACGAUUAAAAGUAUCAAUUUUAAUUUUA